This is a messenger RNA of Neohortaea acidophila, 666 nucleotides long. Its product is annotated as mitochondrial ribosomal protein L37-domain-containing protein. Lineage: Eukaryota; Fungi; Ascomycota; Dothideomycetes; Mycosphaerellales; Teratosphaeriaceae. The coding region runs from base 1 to 666 and encodes 221 amino acids. The record is from RefSeq and is a predicted model, not a curated record. The transcript is spliced from 2 exons. Gene Ontology annotation, molecular function: structural constituent of ribosome. Gene Ontology annotation, cellular component: mitochondrial large ribosomal subunit.
AUGAUCUGCCAUCGCUGCCUGCUCCGCGCAGCAAUACAAGCCCCACGCCUUGCCAUUCGUACUUUCUCCACCACCUUCAUCCGCUCCAAUGCGACACCCGUGACCGCGCAGACCACCACUGCCACCAACCCUCGUCCUCAUGAUGUCCAUCCAGCCGCAACCUCGACCUCCGCCGCACAACCCUUCAGCGAACCCCUCACACCCUCCCCCGACCGCUUUCCGCCCAAGCAAAGUGUCAGCAAGCCUCGAGCGCCCAGCUCCGUGCCUGCAGGUACGCCGCUCAAGGGCUUGAAUUUCUUGAAGACUGCGCAGGAUCCGAUUGCGAAGGAAGAUCACGAGUACCCCGAUUGGCUGUGGGGAGUGCUUGAGAAGAAGAGUGAGGACAGUGGGGCUGGAGGGAGGGCAGGGGAUGGAGAUUUGUUUUCAAAAUCGAAGAAACAACGACGAAUAGCCGCCAAGGCACUACGAAAACAGCAGUUACUCAACCCGGAAAUGCUGCAGCCCAAAGUCCCCUUGUACGAGCAGAGCAUCGAUCUCCCUCACGGCGAUGGCACCCUGAGCGGCGCGACGGAAGCAGCACAGGCGAGGCGGGACUUGACAAAGGCCAUGAGAGCCAAGCGGAGGGCGAAGAUUAAGGAGGACAACUUCCUCAAGGGCAUGCGAUGA